CUGUUUUCCUCUCUUCUUCUUCGUCUCUAGCUCUAUCUCAUCACUCAGUAACGAAACUCUAACGCGACCAAUCAUGUGGAGUUCCAUAGUGAAGAAAGAUCCUCCUUCAAAACCUCCGACCACGGCCGGAGCUCCGGCGGCGAUUCUAGGUUUGGUCGGAAACUGCAAAUCCACAAAAGGGAUAUCUAUUGCGGUCGUUGACGCCAACGCCGUCAUCGAAGGAAGCUUGAACAACUUCGUAGCCGAAAAAUUCGUAACCGUCCCUGAAGUACUCCACGAGAUCCGUGACCAUGAUUCUCGCCGUCGUCUCGACUUCAUCACUAUCGAAACCAUGGAACCUUCUCUUGAAUCUCUCAGUAAAGUUGUGAAUUUUUCUAAUGCAACUGGUGACUUUGGUCUCUCUGAUGUUGAUCGCAAAGUGAUUGCUUUGACAUACACGCUCGAGGCUCAGUUUCAUGGGACGAAACAUCUCAGAGAUGUUCCUCUGCCGAUUCAAACUGUUAGGGUAAAGAGAUCAUUACCUGAGGAGUUACCUGGUUGGGGCUCCAAUGUGGCUAACUUGGAGGAGUGGGAAGCACUAGAGAAUGAUACCGAGGAGAAACCAAACAUGUCCUCCAAGAUCCUCCCGCUUCAAGACCUUGACAUAAAUAUAACUGAAGAUCAAGCAGAGGAUGAACAAGAAGGUGAGAUUAAGAAAAUAGAGGUGAAGCUUGCGGGUAAGAUGGUAGUAGAAGGAAUAGAUGCGUCGCGGGGCGAAUAUGAUGAUGAAGAUAGUUGUGACUGGAGACCUGCGGUUAGUAGCAGUACUCAUAGAAAGUUCCUUAGGAGAAAAGCCAAGUGGGAACAUUACAAUGCCUUGGCUGAGCAAGAAGUUCAGAAAGAUCAAGAAGCUGAAAAAACUGGUAACUUCACACAGGAUACAACUACUGACCUAAGGUCGUCGGAGCAAGAUUCAUUCAAGAAUCUCCAAGAAGGGCUUGAGGACACGAAUGGUGAAGAUGAUGUUGAAGUUGAAGCUGAGGGAAACGAGCAGAGUUUGCCAUUGAGAGCUUUACCUGAGUCCAGUGUAGCUUGUAUAACAAGUGACUAUGCAAUGCAAAAUGUUAUUCUUCAAAUGGGUUUGCGUUUGCUUGCACCUGGAGGAAAGCAAAUUCGCCAACUAAAGAGGUGGAUCUUGAGAUGUCAUGCUUGCUACACAGUAACUCAUGAGCUUGGAAGAAACUUCUGUCCCAAGUGCGGUAAUGCAGGCACUCUAAUUAAGGUAGCGGUUACUAUAGACGAGAAUGGUACCACCAUAGUUGCGGGUACACCACGUAUUAAACUUCAAGGGACCAAAUUUUCGAUACCAAUGCCUAAAAGUGGAAGAGAUGCAAUCACUAAGAAUCUGGUUUUACGGGAAGAUCAACUGCCUCUUCAUCCCAAGACCAAGAAGAAAGCAACCAAACCGGGAGAUGAGUAUUUUGUAUCAGACGAUGUGUUCAUGAACCAUCACAGCAAUAAAAAGGCACCAUUGCAGCCUCCUGUGAGAGAAACUAUGGCGAUUUUAAGACAGAAACGGAACCCUAACGACAACCAUUACUCUCGUUCUAUGCACUGAUUCUUUUUGUGUUUUGCCGACGAUACAAGCAUCUCCCUUUACUUUACGAUGAUGCCAAAUGAUUUUGU
Messenger RNA from Capsella rubella, 1665 nucleotides. RefSeq names its product RNA-binding protein NOB1. The transcript has 5 exons. The coding region runs from base 74 to 1597 and encodes 507 amino acids. Gene Ontology annotation, biological process: maturation of SSU-rRNA; ribosomal small subunit biogenesis. Gene Ontology annotation, cellular component: preribosome, small subunit precursor. NCBI's taxonomy places the organism in Eukaryota, Viridiplantae, Streptophyta, Magnoliopsida, Brassicales, Brassicaceae. Gene Ontology annotation, molecular function: RNA endonuclease activity. The record is from RefSeq and is a predicted model, not a curated record.